GAAACAGCUGUCACAGUUGUGAUCUUUCGUCUACGGAAUCAAUUUAGUUUCGAUUCGCCUUGAUUUUUGUACAAAAAAAGUUCUUUUAUUCGGAUGAUGAUAGCAAAAAACGUAGCUGUCGAUCAUAGCUCGCGUGUGGCUGACACAAAAGUGAAUUAAAUACCGCCACUAAUAUGACCACUUCAGAAUUGGAUAGCCGCAACAUUGCAAUUUCGAUGAGAAAAUCUGUGGAGAAUCUAGUGAUAUCCUCACAGGAUGCUAUAGGACAAAGUAUCAGCCAAGCUCUCACCUUCUCAGGAGUUAUCACACAGCACAGCAACCAGAUCUUACAAGAAAAUAGGAGCGUGUCGCGGUCCCCAUCGCCAUCUUUACGAACAGCUGACGGCUUGGACUUGAUUGAAAAUGACAAGCAGAGUGCGGAGUCAAUAUAUGUGCCGACCACCGCGAGUGCUGGUGGAGGUGGUGACUCCUCGUCCGUCUCCAGCACCGAGCCUGCCACCGUACUCGCGUCACCGAACGCCGCCUCCGUCAAGAGCGACAACCCAAAGGUACAGGUGACCUCACCAAACGCGGCCCGCGUCGACGGCACCCGCAAGAAGAAAAGCUGGUACAACGCACUCUACCCCACGUACAAGAGUAAAUCGGAUGAUUUCAAACGGAUCUUCAAGGACCUGCCUGAUGACGAGAGGCUCAUUGUAGACUACUCGUGCGCGCUGCAGAAGGACAUCCUGAUGCACGGGCGGCUGUACGCGUCGCAGAACUACCUGUGCUUCUACGCGAGCAUCUUCGGCUGGGAGACGUCGCUCUCGCUGCGCUGGAAGGACGUCACCGCCAUCACCAAGGAGAAGACCGCGCUGGUUAUCCCGAACGCAAUAUUGGUGUGCACCGAGACCGAGAAGAACUUCCUCACAUCGUUCUCCGGUCGUGACAAGGCCUACCUGAUGCUGUUCAGGGUGUGGCAGAACGCGCUCAUGGAUCAGCCGAUGAGCAGCCAGGAGAUUUGGCAGUGGGUACACAGCUGCUACGGCGAGGAGCUGGGGUUCAAUUCCGACGACGAAGGCUACGCACGAGACUUCUUAGAGGACACGCCGGCGUUACCAGACGCCGUCUCCGAGGUAGACUUGGUGGACUCGUCGCUAAUGGACACGAGCGGCAGCGGCGUGGGAGGCGGCGACGGGAGCGGAGGCGGCAGCGGGGGCGGGGGGGUCGAAGAGCGCAGCUCUCGUGCCCCAUCCCACAACAGGGACUCCUCACCGCCAUUAGUAACAAAUGGGUCGGCGCGGUAUCGCGACGAGCGGCCGGCGCUGCCCACAGACCUGUCUGACACCAGCGACAGCGAGCCUGACAAGCCGCACAGCAGCGGUGAAUCGGAGAAGUGCACAGCGUCCCACGAGGGCAAGGUGAUAAUGCAGCAGGAGUUCCCAUUCAACAUAGACCAGAUGUUCACCAUGAUCUUCACCAACUCCAAGUUCACCGUCGAGCUGCUCGCCGCCAGGAACACCACGGAUUAUGUUCAGGCGCAGUGGCAGGUGCAGGCGGGCCGCAAGUGUCGGCAGUGCAAGUACACGCUCGCACUCACCACGGGGCCCAUCGGCCCCAAGGAGGUGCAAGUUACCGAGACACAGGUGAUGAACAAGUGUUCAAAGCCUGGCGUUCUGUACUCGAUCGACGCGGAGAGCGAGAAUGCAGGCAUCCCCUACGCGGACUACUUCACCGUGAACGUGCACUAUUGCCUGCAACGGGCCGGCCGCCGCGCCGCCCGCCUCAGCGUCUACGGACACCUGCGCUACAAGAAGACCAUGUGGCCCAUGAUCAAAGGGUUCAUCGAGAAGAACGCGAUAUCAGGGCUGGAGGAGUACUUCCGGCUGCUGCAGGCGCGCCUGGCGGCCGAGGCGGCCGGCGCCGCGCCGCUCGCACGCAAGGGCCGCCCGCCGCGCCGCACGCUCGCGUCGUCCCAGGACCCGACGUCGGUGCCGGCGGCGGCGGCCGGCGCGCUGCCCGCGCCGCCGCUCGGCGCCGCGCCGUCCCCGGCGGCGGCCGACGGCGCGGCGGCGGCCGGCUGGUGGCGCGGCACGGCCGGCUGGCUGCUGGCCACGCUGCUGGUGCUGCUGGCCAUCAACGCGCUGCUCUACUGGCGGCUCUACUGGCAGCCGCCGGCCGCCCUCGACUUUGAUCUGCUGCAGGACAGGAUGAGCACGCUGAGCGGGUCGCAGGUGGCGGAGUGGUCGCGGCUGCUGCAGCAGCACUCGCUGCGGCAGCGCGGACAGCUGCUCGCCUGGCGGGACGCGCUGCACCGCACCGUCACGCAUCUAGCGCAGACGGAACAAGCGUUGAAAAACUUGUUGGAGACUAUCAAACCGUCGCUGGAGCGCGCGCAGCAGCAGGCCGAGCAGGCGCGGGACGAGCUGUGAACUGUCGCGGCCGCCGCCAGCCGCCAGCCGCCAGCCGCCAGCAGCCAGCCGCCAGCACCAGCACACGGGCCGGUCGCCGCUCCCUGCGACCUCACACGUUCGUUUCACUCACAGAACUUUCAUUCAAAUCAACUUUAUUAUGAGCCUUUUUUAGUAAUUGUGGCACAGAAGAACGGGCGUGAAACUCGGCUGUUGCAUUUUUCAAACGUAAGUUGAGUUUAGUAUUACAAUAAAGAAUUUUCAGUUAGCUCCAAGCUCUAAGUUAAGGUUCACCGUAGCAAAGGAAAACUUCUAAAAAAAUUACUCGAACGAAACAAGUUUUAGAGCCGAUUAGUGAAUUUUUACUUUUUUUUUUUCUAUAAUUUUUUAUUAUGAAUUUCGUACAAGUAGACACUGUAUCCAGGAUUCUGCAUUUUAUAUAAAAUAAAUUAACUACAUAUUAGGUUGAUAGCAGGUUAGCCUAAUUUCUGGACUAUUCGAGUCCCUGUUUUAUUCGUUUUGGCCCGAAUACCUGAUACUGAGUUGGCAACACUGAACAUUUAUUUGUACUCGCCGUUCGGUUCGCGAUAUUAAACCGCCGCGUGGAGCUGUGACACGGAUCAAGUGCGUUUUUGAAUUUAAGAUGUUUAUCAUAAAUGUCUGAUAGAGGUUUUCACGUGAGAAUAUUUGAUACUUUCAAUGUGUGUGAAAUAAUUUAAUUUUUUUUUAGACUAAGUGCGAGCGAUUUUAUAUUUUUAAAUAAAAUUCACGCUGGCGUUCUUGUAGUUUUGGUCAGUUUGUAAUGACCACUGUCUCUUGUGAGUAGGGUGACCAUUCUAAUAAUUUGAAGUACUAACAAAAAUCCGGAUAUUUAAAAGAGAUUAGAGAGAGAGACCAGAGGGAGACUUUGUACAAAAGUCGAUUACUUGAGUGCCUCUGUCCCAUUCGUGUUUCAAUCGUAAAGCAGUUGUGUUUGCAUGGCUGUGUUUCGGUUUGAAGGGUGGGAUAUGGCGUAAAUUUACAGGGUACAGAGGGAUAACACCCGAGUCGUCAGGAAUGGCAACGCAUGGGGGGUAUCAUGGGCGAAACAGUAUACUCUGUUAUAUCCAUGGUACUGCUCAUGUCUAUAGGCGACGGUUACCACUUUCCAUCAGGUGGGCCGUCAGCUCGUUUGCCAUUCUAAGUUGUAUAAAAAAGAAAAAAGAUUCAGAUAUUUUAGUCACAAAAUUAUAUUGUAGUUAAAUAAAUUUUGUUCUUUAAUAAUUGAAACAAGUUAUGUGGAAAACAGCCAACUUUUGUGGAGGUCCCAAGUAAUGUGGAAGUUUUCUACACAAUUAGCCCCAGUGUAAUGUGACAAUUGAAUACUGAUAAGAAAUUGUUCAGACGUGCCAAAAAGUCCGGAUGUUCCGAAGAGAUGGCAACCCUGCUUAAAAGUUUUACUAAACUGAACUAAAAACUAGAACGCCUGUCUUGAUAUUUAUCUUUCUAAUAUAUUUAAUUGCGUUUCGGUUUAAUUUAUCAGAACUGAAUUAGUAUAUACUCAUGAUUAGAUCGUACUCGUGUUGGUCUAAUUAAUUGACUCAAGCUAACGAUGAGAAUUCGUCCAGCAAGCUAAAUUUUCAUAUAAUUUUGUCAGACAAAUAAUAAAUGUAAAUGCACGUUUGUUAUUUAGAAUUAGUUUGCUCUAAUUGAAUGUAAUGAUGUCUCUGUACAAUGAAAACCUCACGGAUCCCCCACUGUGAUAAAAUUAGAUACGUUAAUUUAAUAUUUCUAUAAGUGUUUUUUCAAUAUACGCUUAGCGUUUCUAUUUCUCGUUUUAGUCGUACGCAAAUUUAAUACUAUGUAUUUACAAGUUCUUUUUUUUUUAAAUAUAUUCUUUUACACAUUAUUCCUAUUUAUAUUUAUGAUUUAAACUUAUGAACUACCAUGAAUUAAAUCAAAUUUAAUAUAUUGAAAUAUAAAUUUUAAAUUAUUUGGUUUAUCAAAAAUCGUAUGUGUAUGUGUACAUACAAUGCAAUAAAAAAUUGUGUAACCAAUAUAGGCGUUAUUUACUUUUGUUUCGGUACAUAGAUAUAUGUAUAGCUAAAUUGUAACAGCUCCUACCAAAAACGUAUGUGAUAAGAUUUACUUUUAUUGUUGCAUUUUUGGUUGGCCGCUAGUUGUUUAGUACUGUUAAGCGCGUACUUCAAGGUGACAGCCAAAAUUUGUAAUACUUAAAUAAGGUAUUAAUAUAAUUAAUUUGCAAUAAGUUAGUUUUAAUAACUGAAUGUCUGGUACAUUCAAUGAUUUUGCUAACAUUUUCCACUUUUAAAUAGCGUGCAACGAAUCAAAAUCGUUUAUUUUAUCAAAUUAUCAAACAAUAACCCCGGCCCUGAACUAAUGAUAUUAAUAAGUACAAAUGCAUGGUUAUCGUGACAAUACUGACUCGAUCUAAUUUAGUUUCUGUAUAUCUAUUAUUAAUCUGUACAAUUUGGACUUUACAUGAAAUUUUCAAUAUUUUUUUUUUUUGUAAUAAUGUGACUAUUGAGGGGUUCGAACGUCGUAUGUAUAGUUUACAGCGUUAUUUAGCUCCUUACACUAAUGUUACGCUACGUUGGUAAACUGUUAAAUUAAAAACUACAGUUUCAGAGGUGCCAUGUUCCUAAAGCUAUCUCUUACUCCUAUGUACAUAUAAUACCGUUAAUGCGACAGCUUCACGAAAUAACUGUUUUAUGGACUAAAUUUAACUAAAUUUAUAAUAAUUUUGACUUAAAUAUAUUAAGGAUUUAGUUCGUAUCGGUCUUUAAAAUAACAAUUUAAAAUAUCAAUAUGAAAUUUUUAAAUUUAUUUAUUUAUUUAUACUUUAUUGUACACACUAGUACUACAUAACAAAUAUGACAGAGGUAAGCAUAUGUACAAAGCCGAGCUUAACUCUAAAAGAGUUCUCUUCCAGCAACACCCAAAGUGGAAAGCAGCAUGUUUAAAGAUGGGUCUAGAGACAUGGUGCCUCAGAAUCAACUUAAUGACUUUAUAAUAACAAAUAAUUAAUACCGCAAGGAGAAAGCAAACUGUCACAAUAAAACGUUUGUAAAAAGCUUAGAAACUAAAUUUAAUGAUUUUUCACAUCUCUUCCAUCUUACCUGCACCAUGGUAUAAGAAAUGGGAUAUAUUCUAAGACGCCGUUAAGUAAAACCUAUCUCUGAUUUUAAUUUGAUAUCACAGCUUAAUCUUUAUUCUAAAAAAAACUCACCCAUUCGUGUUUCAACCGUGAAGCAGUUGUGUUUGCAUGGCUGUGUUUCGGUUUGAAGGGUGGGCAUAUGGCGUGUAUUUACUGGGUACAGAGGAAUAACACCUGAGUCUUCAGGAAUGGCAACGCAUGGGGGGGUAUCAUGGGCGAAACAGUAUACUCUGUUAUGUGCAUGGUAUUGCUCAUGUCUAUAGGCAACGGUUACCACUCUCCAUCAGGUGGGCCGUCAGCUUGUUUGCUAUUCUAAGUUGUAUAAAAAAAACCAUUUUAGUAUUGAUUAUUAUUAUUAAUUAAUUAAUUCGUAUUGAUUUGUCAAAUAAUACUAACACGAAAUUUUAAAAUUAAUUUUAGAGAUAGGUAAAGGGAAUAGUGUCUCAAAAUUGACCUUAAUGAGCGAUAAUUUAUUGCCAUCAAUUCUAUGCUCGUCUUGCGAUCUCCAUGGUUUAAGGUUUUUUGAUUCGAGCACGUAGAUACUAACAGAAAAUAAAAUUAAAAAAGGUAAACACAGGUGAAUAGUUGUUUGUUAUUUUUACCUGUUUUGAUUUUGAACUUAUUAAAUUAUAAAAUAUUUACCAAUUUCCAAGUGAUUUGUUUAAAAAUAUUUACAUAUAAUAUAUAUAUAUAUAUAUAUAUAUAUAUAUAUAUAUAUAUAUAUAUAUAUAUAUAUAUAUAUAUAUAUUUUCAUCAUGUACUUUAUUUUUCAAAAUAUCAUACAAGCUGUAAUGGAAGCCUAAAAAUAUUUUUUAAGUCUUGUGAAUACUAUCUUUUCGUUUCCAUUGCAGCCUUGUUUUUUUUUAUUGCGUGUUUUAAUAAAGACGUUUAUCUAAACAGCUACAAGUCUAUUUUGACAGAUAACAAGGAUUUUUUUUACUUGAAAUACGAUUUUCAACUCGUGUCUGUAAUAAAUUCAAACAACUUUAAAAAGUUAGUAGUUGUCAAUUCCAUUACAUAUUUUUGUGUGUAUUAGUUGAUGGCUUUGCCGAUUAUGAUAUUCCUUUUAACGAAAAUUUUACAGCAAUUUUGAUUUUUAAUGAUUUUACUGCAUACAUAUGUAUAUAUAUUUAUUUUGUAAAAAAAUAUUCUUGUAUAAUAAAUAUUGCUUGAAGCAAUCGUCCGCCGGUGUCAGCGACCCAGUGUCAAUAACAACAAUACUAGUAAUUAGUGAUAACUUAUAUAAAUCAUCGAGAUGUAUACAAAAAAAAAAUAUAAAAUGUUGAAAUUUAAAUGUUUAUAGACUAAGUAUAAGAUAUAAAUAUAUGUAUAUUAAUGUUUAAAAACAUCCUAUAUUGUACAGUUGUGUUAUUGUAUUGUAUAGUUGUAACGAUCUCUUCUCUUACUACUUUUUAGUUGCGGUGCUGCAGUUUUUUUUUUUUUUUUUUUGUGAUUUCAAUAAGUAUGUCAAUUAUGAGUGGUUCUUGAUUCUGGAAGCAUUUUGUAUAUUGUAUUUUUUUUUUCUUAAUGUUAUGCUGGAUUUACACGCUCGGUUUAUUAUGACAAGCGGACACAAACGUGUAGAACGUAAACAAUAGCGACAUUGAUUUUUUUUUCAUUGUCGUUAUAUAAAAAAAAAAUAUUAGAUUUGACAUUUGUUUGAGCACAUAGCUAGUUUUAAACUUUCACGUUGUUUACACAUAUUUUUAAUUUACGAUCCGGAACUUAACGCGACGCGAUUAUAGGUAACUGUAUACAUACAAGAAUUUUAUUGGCGACGUUCAGUCCUGCCAUAACCGACAUGGUGUAAUCUACGUAGAAUGGUCUGCAAUAAAAAUCAGGUAUGUACAUAUUAUUCUUUGAAAAAAAUGAAAGGGAAUAAGAAAUGUGACAUAGAUUUUAAAUAGUAUAUUAAAUAAUUAUUAAUAAUAAUAGCAUAAUAAUAUAUGUUAUAUUUGUAGUGAAAUAAUUUUGUUUCAACCGAACUUUAACAAACUAGUAGGUCAGUAACGCAGAGAUAAAGAAGAGCAAUAUUGUUAUUGGACAAAGACUGCUUACCUUUAAUCACACCGCGUUUAAUCUUGAUGGUGAAUUAAAAAAACAUAUAAAUUCAUAUUAUAGGUACAGUAGCUUGUCAGUAAUUUACUACUCUUCGCCGUUGGUUUUUAGGGAUGCUGAUCGUAUGUUUAGUUUUAUCGCCGAUCCGAUUUACAUUGGGAUUAAAAAAAAAAACAAAUUUUAUUAUCAAUAUUUUGAUAUCACGGCGAAAUCUUUAAUGUAAGGUCGAAUAUGAACUAAUUUUCCAAUAGAUUUUUUUUUUAGUUUGUAAUCGUCCAUAAAACAGUAAUUUAACGAAAUUUGCAGAAUUCAUCCUAUUAUCUGUCUGUAUGUAAACCAAAUUUGCGACAAGCACUUGCAAUGCUUCUACACGUUUGUGCGUGGCAAAAGAUUCUUGUAGCAAGCGUGUAAACCUAGCAUAACCAUAUUCAUUCCAUAAUGUGUAAAUGAUCUGAAUACAUUAAUUAAUUUGUAUGUAAUAGUGGGGUGGCUGUCAUAAAUUCCUAUUAGUGGUAGUUACGGUGCAUUUGCAUGACCUUGCCAAACGUAGUUCGGCGUGAGUGCACAAACAAUUCCUUAGUUGUACUAAGUGAUUUACUUUGCUAGACAAAUCUAUCAGCAGUAUUGAAUAAAUAUUUUAAUGAAA
Messenger RNA from Galleria mellonella (greater wax moth), 8251 nucleotides. RefSeq names its product protein Aster-B-like. The record is from RefSeq and is a predicted model, not a curated record. Gene Ontology annotation, cellular component: plasma membrane; endoplasmic reticulum membrane; endoplasmic reticulum-plasma membrane contact site. Lineage: Eukaryota; Metazoa; Arthropoda; Insecta; Lepidoptera; Pyralidae. The transcript is spliced from 17 exons. Gene Ontology annotation, molecular function: sterol transfer activity; sterol binding. Bases 174 to 2411 code for a protein of 745 amino acids. Gene Ontology annotation, biological process: intracellular sterol transport.